Planococcus citri (citrus mealybug) is the source of this 1213-nucleotide messenger RNA. RefSeq names its product 1-acyl-sn-glycerol-3-phosphate acyltransferase beta-like. Gene Ontology annotation, biological process: phosphatidic acid biosynthetic process. The transcript is spliced from 6 exons. Gene Ontology annotation, cellular component: endoplasmic reticulum. Gene Ontology annotation, molecular function: 1-acylglycerol-3-phosphate O-acyltransferase activity. The coding region runs from base 107 to 943 and encodes 278 amino acids. The record is from RefSeq and is a predicted model, not a curated record. NCBI's taxonomy places the organism in Eukaryota, Metazoa, Arthropoda, Insecta, Hemiptera, Pseudococcidae.
AAAUAAAUCGUGCUCAAACAUGAUUGAAAUAAAUUAAUUUGUAGUUCGGUGAACGAUCGUAAUGGUGUGAAAUAGAUUACGAGUUGUAACUUCUAGUGCAGUAAUUAUGAAAUUCGAGUAUAACGUUACGUUCAUUAUUUUCAUCGGUACGAUGAUUUUUCAUCCGAGAUUUCGAAAUUUGAGUGUAUUUUGCGGGAAGUACUUGUAUUAUUUUUUAUACACUUUUUCCGGCGCUGUUAUUGGUAUACCUUUCAGUUUAUUGUAUCCGUGCAGUACAAAAUCCAUGUGGAUUUACUGCUGGUUAUCCUACCUUGUAUCGAAAACAUUAGGAAUAGAAUGGGAAAUGCGAAAUUCUCACAAUCUAAUUAAGGAAGAUAAAAGUGUGAUCUAUGUGGCCAAUCAUCAAAACUCUCUCGAUUUGAUAGGAAUUGUUCGUUUUUGGCGUUUGAAUUCUUUACGUUGCAGCGUUAUAGUCAAAAAUUCCUUAUUUUGGCUUUGGCCGAUUGGUCCGGCUAUGUGGUUAGCUGGUGCUAAAUUCAUCAAAAGAGAAUCACCCUCGCAAGAGAAACAUAAAAAUUUCAACAAAUUAGUCGCCGAAUUGUUCGAGGAAAAGGAUAAACUGGCUGUUUUCGUGGAAGGAACAAGGAAUCCAAAUCCUGAGAAAUUAUUGCCUUUCAAAAAAGGCGCUUUUGUUGCUGCUAUUCGACAUGAAGUACCCAUUCAACCCGUUGUUUUUUCGCCGUAUUAUUUUCUUGAUUGGAAAAACAAAAAAUUCGGUUCAGGUAAAAUAAUCAUUGAAGUAUUGGAGCCUAUUAGUACAAAGAAUAUGACUAUGAAAGAUCUUGAUGAAUUGGUAUCCAAAACGUAUGAUGCUAUGUCGAGAAAAAAUACCGAAUUGAGGAAUGAAAUAAAACAUUGGCUCGCGCAGAAAAAAGAACGGUGACUUUCAAGUCUAGGUUUGAGUUAGACCACUUUUGAUAAAUUAUAGUGAGAUUUUUUUUAGUUCGUGUUGAUUACGUAUCAUAUUUUUAUACUAUUGUAUCAUUGAUAAGUUUAUCUAAAUCGUGUAUUUGCAAUAAAACGCCCCGUUUAAAAUUUAAAAUAACAUAUGUUCGUAUCAAUAUCGAAAUCCUACUGUACUACUUGACUAGUUAUUUGUGCCGUGCUUCUUAUACUUUGGUUACAAAAUUAUAUUAUUUUGACUGGUUUAUUA